UCUCGAAUGGGUGCAGGGGCCCAAUUACUUAGGCCAUCUUCCACUGCUUUCCCAGGUGCACUAGCAGGGAGUACUGGCGCCCAUGUGGGAUACUGGCAUUGCAGGCUGUGGCCUAACCCACUAUGCCACAACGCUGGCCUCAAGUAAAUCUUUAAAAAAAAUAGAAAACUGAAAAGUAGAAUGUUCUACUGAACUGGAAAAUCAAUGUGCAAAGAGAAGAGACUCUCAGCCUCUCCAGCUGUGUCAUUCAGAGGCCUAUAAGCUUAAUCCUUUAAAGUGAGUCAUUCUAAACAGCUUAGGAAUGAACAUAAAUAAAUGAAAAGUUCUUGAACAUACAGACCAAAUUAAUUCAAUAAUAGGCAACAAAAUGGCCUGCUUAACAGCCUGGGCUCUGAAGGCAGACCACCUGGCCUCCAAUCUCAGCUCUGUCACACACAACCUUCUCAUACCACAGUUUUCCGAUCUGUAAAACGGGGGCAAAGCUGUAAGGAUGACUGAUUUAAUAUUCACAAACUAAGAACAAUGUCUGACAUACAGCAAGUACUUUUUAAAUGCUAGAAUUCUUACCCUCUGGAAUCUUUAACUAGCGUUCUUUUGUGUGUGUGUGUGUCAGGGGUAGGGAUGGUCUUUAUGAUAUACUUUCAAGAAAGAUAAGGAAACAAGCUACUUAGCCCCUUUAAACAUUAGACAUAUAGUCUCACAUUGCACGGUAGUGCAGGACUGAGAAAAUGACUAUGCAAGCUGAAACUGUGCAAAGCAAUCUUAAAGAUCAAGAAAAAAUAUGAUUAUGACUUUUUACAUUUUUUGUCAAAACAUUCAAAGCCCCUCUUGCCAUAAUUUGUAAGAAUAGGAAAAUGGUAAAAUCCUAUAUGGGCGCCGGUUCUAGUCCCGGCUGCUCCUUGGGCCCCUGCACCCAUGUGGGAGACCCAGAAGAAGCUCCUGGCUCCUGGCUUUGUAUCGGCACAGCUCCGGCUGUUGAUGCCAGUUAGGGAGUGAACCAGUGAAUGGAAGACCUUUCUCCCUGUCUCUCUCUUUCACUGUCUAUAACUCUACCUCUCCAAUAAAUAAAAUCUUUAAAAAAAAAAAAAAAGUGAAGUUAUCUAGACUAUUUGAAAAGAAGUUGUCUUUGCUUUCUUCUCUUUGUGUCUGUAUCCCAGGACGCUGAGGGAGCAUCCUCUGUGUGUCUCGGUGAGUUGUCACACUUCUUUGUAAAUCUGCAUCAGUUUCCAGCAUCCUUUCACUUUGCAGUUUCAAUCCUGUAAAAUAUCUGAGUUCAUUUAAUGUGACUUCUCUGCCAGCAUCACCUCCUUUGGGCAUCUUCAUCCUUUUUGCCAUAAUCACUUUUCUCAUCUGUGUGGUUUUUUAAAAAACUUAUUUAUUGGGGCCAGCAACAUGGCUCACUUGGUUAAUCCACCGCCUGUGGCACCGACAUCCCAUGUGGGUGCCAGGUUCUGGUCCUGGCUGCUCCUCUUCCGUUCCAGUUCUCUGCUGUGGCCCAGGAAGGCAGUGGAGGAUGGCCCAAGUGCUUGGGCCCCUAAGCCCACAUGGGAGAUCAGUAAGAAGCAUUUGGCUCCUGGCUUCGGAUCAGUGUAGCCCCAGCUGUGGCAGCCAUUUGGAGGGUGAACCAAUGGAAGGAAGAUCUUUCUCUCUGUCUCUCUCUCUCUCAUUGUCUAUCUGUCAAAUAAAUAAAUAAAUAAAUAAAUUGAAAGAGUUACAAAGAGAGAGGAGAGGCAGAAACAGAGAGAGAAGUCUUCCAUCUGCUGGUUCACUCCCCAGCUGGCCACAAUGACCAGAGCUAGACCGAUCCAAAGCCAGGAACCAGGAGCUUCUAACAGGUCUCCCACACAGGUGCAAAGGCCCAAGGACAUGGGCCAUCUUCUACUGCUUUCCCAGGCCAUAGCCGAGAGCUGGAUUGGAAGUGGAGCAGCCAGGACUCUAACAGGCGCCCAUAUGGGAUGCUGGCACUGCAGGUGGUGGCUUUUAUCCACUAUGCCACAGCGCCAGCCCCUCAUCUGUGUUUUUAACACUGGUGUCAGCUUUUAUCAGUACAAACAGAAACUGCAAGGAUUGCAGCUGUCAGAACGUCACACAGAGCUUACUCAGAAUGAUGUAAAAUGCAACUCUGGAAAUUAGACACGUAACAGAACAACUCAGCUUGUUGAAAGUAGCUGCUCAUUGAUAAGGCAACCAGAAUGUAACAGACACAAUGCUGACUUUCAGUUUCAACUUACAUACAAGGGCACUUCAAAAAGUUUGCAGAAAGUGGAAUUAAAAGAUAAGUUUAUUUUAGUACCAAAAAUCUCUGCAUAGUCUUUUCAUAAAAGUGCAUUUUCCAUGUAUUUUUGAAGACCCCUCCUGUAGUAGAAAAAAAAUCAAAAUUGCCCAACAUGGGUGUGGGCAUUCUCAGAACCUAGCACUUAUGUGUUAAUGAUUAUGUGCAUGGUGAAAUGGGUCAACAAAACACUGAAGUAAUUUAAUGAAUUCAACUGUACAGGGAAAUUUCUGUAGUAGUGAGACACUGGUAUAUGUUUAGAUGUGUAAGGUCUCAUACAGAUGAGGGAGAAACAGAAUUACACACUCCUUAGGCAUCUAGGGAAAGUUAUGGUCUCUCUCCCUUCAAAGUGUACCUGAGCAGGUACCUUUCAUGAAACAUCGUAGGGGAGUCACAGAGCCUCUGAAAUCCAAGUAGAAGCCCUGGCUACUGAAUCUAGAAUUUUUAUUUCGGGAGAAAACCCACCCAAGGUCUGCUUCAGAGCCAUCACAGGUCCUCAAAACUGUGGUCACUUUCCUAGAAAAGGCAAACUUCGGAGCCUGUGACGUGCCACCAGAAAACACAGAAUGCUGCUUCUUACCUCACUGUACAGUUUGUUCAACCCAGGCCUCGUCAAUGGCAAACUACCAUUCCCGAAAUACUCUUCCGAGAGCAAAGGUAUUACAAAAUCUGGCUGGAAAGCCGGUUGAAAAACACAGCAGAGCCAGCAAAUCAAACUGAAAACUGGUUGUCUUACACAGGACGUUGGCUGCCCUUGGGAUGAGGUUCCUCUGGAGCACUGGGCUUACUGCUGGCCGCAUCCUACUCUGCCUGUUCUCUCUCUCUUUCUCAUUCCCCAUUCUGUUUCUUUCUCUUCUCCCUUUAUUCUUCCUCCCUCAUUCUUUUUCUGCCCACUCCCUCCAGUGUUGGCCUCCAUGGACACUCCAGCCUCUGGCGCAAGAGAUUUCAGACCCUCAUCCAAGCGACAGAGAAAGAUUGAACUAAGACUUUAAGUUGCUUCAUCUGAAGCCAAAGAGCACACGAUGGUUUUGGAAAUGCUGAACCCAAUGCACUUUAACAUCACCACCAUGGUGCCUGCCGCCAUGCCUGCUGCUACCAUGCCCAUCCUGCUGCUCACCUGCUUUCUCCUCCUGAUAUGGAAUUACGAGGGCACGUCCUCAAUACCAGGUCCUGGCUACUGUAUGGGAAUCGGUCCCCUCAUUUCCUACGCCAGAUUCCUGUGGAUGGGGAUCGGCAGCGCCUGCAACUAUUACAACAAGAUGUAUGGAGAAUUCAUGAGGGUCUGGAUAUGUGGAGAGGAAACACUCAUUAUCAGCAAGUCCUCGAGCAUGUUCCACGUGAUGAAGCACAGCCAUUACGUCUCCCGAUUCGGCAGCAAACCUGGGCUGCAGUGCAUCGGCAUGCACGAGAACGGCAUCAUCUUUAACAAUAACCCAGCUCUCUGGAAAGUAGUUCGACCCUUCUUUAUGAAAGCUUUGACAGGCCCUGGGCUUGUUCAGAUGGUGGCGAUCUGCGUUGGAUCCAUCGGGCGGCACCUGGACAAGCUGGAGGAGGUGACCACCCGGUCGGGCUGCGUGGACGUGCUGACCCUCAUGCGGCGCAUCAUGCUGGACACCUCCAACACGCUCUUCCUGGGCAUCCCCAUGGACGAAAGUGCCAUCGUCGUUAAAAUCCAGGGUUAUUUUGAUGCCUGGCAAGCUCUCCUCCUCAAACCAAACAUCUUCUUCAAGAUUUCCUGGUUAUACAAAAAGUAUGAGAAGUCUGUCAAGGAUUUGAAAGAUGCCAUAGAUAUUCUGGUAGAGGAAAAAAGACGCAGGAUUUCCACAGCAGAGAAACUGGAAGACCAUAUGGAUUUUGCUACUAACUUGAUUUUUGCUGAGAAACGUGGCGACCUGACAAGAGAGAACGUGAACCAGUGUGUGCUGGAGAUGCUGAUUGCGGCCCCCGACACGAUGUCCGUCAGCGUGUUCUUCAUGCUGUUUCUCAUUGCAAAGCACCCUAGUGUUGAGGAGGCAAUAAUGGAGGAAAUCCAGACUGUUGUUGGUGAAAGAGAUAUAAGGAUUGAUGAUAUACAAAAAUUAAAAGUGGUGGAAAACUUCAUUUAUGAGAGCAUGCGGUACCAGCCUGUCGUGGACUUGGUCAUGCGCAAAGCCUUAGAAGAUGACGUCAUCGAUGGCUACCCAGUGAAAAAGGGAACUAACAUUAUCCUGAAUAUUGGAAGAAUGCAUCGACUUGAGUUUUUUCCCAAGCCCAAUGAAUUUACUCUUGAAAACUUCGCAAAGAAUGUUCCUUACAGGUAUUUUCAACCAUUUGGUUUUGGGCCCCGUGGAUGUGCAGGGAAGUACAUAGCCAUGGUGAUGAUGAAAGUCAUCCUGGUCACACUGCUGAGACGAUUCCAGGUGAAAGCGUUGCAAGGAAGGAGUGUUGAGAACAUACAGAAAAAAAAUGACCUGUCCUUGCACCCAGAUGAGACCAGUGACUUGCUGGAAAUGAUUUUUACUCCAAGAAACUCGGACACGUGCCUGGGACAGUAAAGAAGCUUGGUCAGUACCUAGUGGAGCACUUCCUGUCAGUAGUUCACCUGGAGCCCAUCCAUCCUGGUUGGGUAGUAUCAACCUCACAGUGGACAUUCAGUGGCCCGCGGUGUUGUAUUUUAGGCUUACUUCCUGUGGAUCAUCAGCACGAUGGGAGCUAUCAGUCAUGUGCUCUUGUCCCAACCAAAGAGAACCAGGCUGUAAGAGAAAGAGGACAGAGGCUAAGAGUCUGUAGGGGUCAGUGAGAAAACUGCAGCUCUGAAGUCCCAACUCCAGCUGACAUUCUUGGGAAAGGAUCAGUCACCAGCCAAACUUAUGCCUGCUUUCCUGCUGGACCUCCACUGUCCUGUCCCAAGGGCAUUUAAUGUCUGGGGAAGAAGGAUUCAAGUUGACUGGACGUGCCAGGCCAGUAUCAGAGUACCUGGCACCAAGCACACCCGCUGUUCUACAUAGAGGAGCUUUAAUUUGGUUUUGCAGGAGGAUGAUACAGCAGCAUUCAUACUCAUUGGAGAAAUAUUUACAAAUUCAAUAUCUGAUUUUCCCAUGAAUUAUGCCCAGUUAACUACUACAUAUCCGUGUGUAAACUGUCUCUGGCAAAAGUUGAAUAAGAGGAUGCCCUUUCCCAUUUUCUCCAAUUCAUGCCUCAGCUACUUACCUCUGCUACAACAGGUAUAGUUUGAGUUAAUACAAGUCAGCUUAGCAGUAGCCUGGGUAAAAUAUAAUUAGGAUCCUACAUCUUCUGUAGGGAAAAAAAUCAUACAAUCCAGUCAGAUACAAAUACAAAUGCAUUUCAUGUCUUUGCAUUAUUCCUUGGCUCCAUUAGUGUGGCUAACCAAGAGAUAACUUGAAACCAUUAUUUAACUUUAACCAUAGCUUCCAAGAUUUGGUGGAGGGGAAGUCCUGUAAGUCAUUUCUAAUUCUCUAAUAUAGGGGAU
This is a messenger RNA of Oryctolagus cuniculus (rabbit), 5741 nucleotides long. Lineage: Eukaryota; Metazoa; Chordata; Mammalia; Lagomorpha; Leporidae. The record is from RefSeq and is a predicted model, not a curated record.